Molecule: messenger RNA, 3044 nt
Organism: Electrophorus electricus (electric eel)
Lineage: Eukaryota; Metazoa; Chordata; Actinopteri; Gymnotiformes; Gymnotidae
Gene: paqr4a
Product: progestin and adipoQ receptor family member IVa
Cellular component (GO): membrane
Molecular function (GO): signaling receptor activity
Source: RefSeq, a predicted model, not a curated record
UUUAUUUAUUUAUUUACAAAAAUAUUAUCCAGUAUUACAUUUUGUAAUCUGAAUUUCAUAGUUUAAAUUGACUUUCAUAUUAAAUCCAUAGCUAAUAGUCUAACUGAUCCAAAUCCUACGCUUAAGACUGGAUAUUUGGGAAUUUCUGGUCUGCAUUUUGUCUGACAUCGGAACUAUUCGGGCGUCUCGAGGUCUGGUAGCAGCAGUCAUUUCCUCUCGCGUCCAUCAGGCCCGCCGGAGCUCCGCGCCGACAGCGACGCUUCCUUCCAACCGCACACGGCGCUCUGGCCCCCGGGCAUUAGUCGGGCUGUUAUCGCGAGCGUACGGUACGGCUCGCGCCUCCCUUCCAGCGCCCGCUCCGUCCGCAGCUCCUCCAGAAACAGCGCGCGCCGAUGCACCAGUGCCGGGCUGCUGCGCCCGGGGACCGGAUAGUGCUGCUCGUGCCGGCCACGAGAGCGACAAAGAGCACACCGGUGCAGUUUUCGGGGGGACCGAUUGUAGACAUUUUUUACCGGCGCAAUCCUGCUGCAAAGUUGGAUAUUUAUCGCAAAGUUUUCGUUCAAAUGAAUGCGAGAUAGCGAGGAUUUCCUUUCCGCGGACACCUCGGGACUGUAAGGCUGCAGCAAUACGCUCCGCUGCCGGGCAUGAACGCGCUGGCUGCAUUACGGGACCUUUCACGGAAGCGUGCUCUGCCCUCGCCAGAGCGCGGGGGAAGGUCGGCCUCCUCCCGUCUCGGACCAGCCGUGCUCGCUUCAGUGCUGCUAACCUGCUAGCUCGCGCGCUAGCCGAGACGCGGCGGCGGUGAAAUAGCCUCGCGCGUCUAACAGCGAUUCCGGGGUUGUUGUUUUUUUUUUUUUUUGGUUUGUUUGUUUGUUUGUUUGUCUUUGUUUUAGCAGAAGGUGAGCUGAUUAUGUGGUCGUGUUUCCCCCCUCUCCUCUCCUCUCCCCUCCUCACCAUGCUACACACAAGCGGAUUCGUGGGUCGGCGUUACUCUUCAAAAUGCUGCUGUUGCAAAACUUGAAGAAAACCCAGAAGCUCUGAGCCACCCCCGGUACCGUGUCCGCGCUAACGGACCGACAUAAAGCAUCGGGUCCAAACGGAACGUUAUUAAGUCCGGUUAGCAGGUUUAUAACGCCAUAUCAAGCCCUCCACCAAAAACCUCGCGAUGACUGUAAUCCGAUUUGAAAAGGUUUGGGAGUCAGGUUGCCAGUAAUGACUUUUCUGCUGCAAUGAGCACCGGCCGCAAGCCCGUGGCGGCUCGUGGGCUGGAGAGAGGGUCGCUCAGCUAACGGAUCUGUCUUUGGCUGAUUCGGAGAAGGUGGAGUUCACUAAGACGAGCUUUAAUACGGACCCCGGCGCGGAGGUGCGGAGGAUGUCCACGGAGCGCUCGCCAAGCUGACCAGACCGUCCAAAGGUCACCGGGCGCGAUCGCGUAACGUGUAACGUUACAUGUAACCCGGCAUCGCUGCACGGUGCAGUGCACUUUACACAAGCAAAGGGACAAAAACACACCCGACAGUUGCAUCCCAGCGCCUAUGGUAACGGAUCUGUUUUCCGCCCGACAUACCCAUGCGUUACCGUCUACGUUACAUGGUCGUGGCUAUGGCAUUUUUAAAUGGACCCAGGUUGCUGGACUGGGCAAACUCUCCUCCACACCUACAGUUCAACAGAUACGUGCUCACGGGCUACAGGCCCAUAUCUUCGGUUCAGGAUUGCGUCAGAAGUCUGUUUUAUCUUCACAAUGAACUGGGGAACAUCUACACACAUGGUAUCCCUCUGCUUUGUUUUCUGGUGGUGCUCCCUCUGAACAUCCCUUGGUCUCAGAUCAGUGUGACAUGGCUGGGUGUGGUGCACUUCCUGGCAUGUUUAUCUCCUCAGCUGGGCUCUGUCCUCUACCACUUGUUCAUGAACCACGAGGGCGGAGAGCCAGUCUACAAAACCCUGCUCACCUUAGACAUGUGUGGCAUCUGUAUGAUCAACACUCUGGGUGCUCUGCCCAUCCUGUACACCACACUGCUGUGUUACCCAUUCACGCGGAGCGCCGCCCUGCUGGUGUACAUCCUGCUGUCCAGCUACGCCAUCUACUGUGCCGUGACGGCCCGUAGCCGCGUGCGACGCCUGCGCUCCUUCGCCUGGCAGGCACUUUUCCGCUUCUCCUUCUUCCUCCUGCGCUGGGUGGGCGUGGGCGGGGGAAGCCCCACCUCCCUGCGCCACUUCCUCACCAUGGACGCGCUGGCCGUGGUGGGCGGGGUCAUCAACAUCACACGUGUGCCCGAGCGGUUCCGGCCGGGCCUGUUUGACUACUGGUGCAACAGUCACCAGAUCAUGCAUGUGCUGGUGGUGGGUUCCAUCCUGUCCCUGCACUGGGGCGUCCUGGACGACCUGCUGUGGAUCAGCAGCUACCACUGUCCCACGGACUGACCCGACCCGGCCUCCGGACCUGCCCCCGGGGGAACCGGCGUUCUGGAGCGGCUUUUUGUGGGCUGCGGUGCUGUCUUUAGAGGAUCAGAGGGCACGAGUCAGGAGAGGCAGGGCCAGUGCACGCAAGCUGCUCUCGCUGCCUCUGACACAUAUGAUGGUUCGCGACCUCAAAUGCAGGAAUGUAGAUAUUUGUGUCUGUGCAUGGAAGAUGCAUCCAUAGCUGAAACCUGCACAUAGUGUAGGGAUGCACAAGCACACACACACACACACACACACACACACACACACUCAGAGGCAUGAAGUCUGAUAUACAUCAGUUGUACACCAGCAUUCAGAGCAUCAUUGUAAAACACUGAUGUGUUUUGUCUUAAUUUCUGUAAACAUAUUCGGGUGAAGUUGAGCCAUCAGACUGUCGGCUCGUAAGGAAACAUUUGCAUUGCACAGCAUCGAUGUGCUUUAUCUAGCCAGUCAUGUCUAACGCAGCUGUGUGAAAACGGAGCUGCUCACCAAGCCAAGAACGACACCUCUGAGGUACAGAUGUCAUACUAGAACUGUUAAUGCACUCUGCACUGACUCUGCUCACACACACACACACACACAAACACUCCACACUGAGCCUAAUA